This is a messenger RNA of Solanum verrucosum, 705 nucleotides long. RefSeq names its product transcription factor bHLH35-like. The coding region runs from base 1 to 705 and encodes 234 amino acids. Gene Ontology annotation, cellular component: nucleus. Gene Ontology annotation, molecular function: protein dimerization activity; sequence-specific DNA binding; DNA-binding transcription factor activity. The transcript is spliced from 5 exons. The record is from RefSeq and is a predicted model, not a curated record. Lineage: Eukaryota; Viridiplantae; Streptophyta; Magnoliopsida; Solanales; Solanaceae. Gene Ontology annotation, biological process: regulation of DNA-templated transcription.
AUGGAAAACAUGGUUGAAGAGAAUAAUAAUUAUUUGGAAACAACCAUGUUCUUUCAUCCAGAUAGCUACUUGGAUGAGCCAAUUAUGUCGUCAUACUAUGAUUCAAGCUCACCAGAAGGGGCACAAUCAUCGAAGAACAUUGUAUCAGAAAGGAUUAGGAGGAACAAACUCAAAGAGAAGUUAUUUGCACUUAGAGCUCUUGUUCCAAAAAUAACCAAGAUGGAUAAAGCCUCAAUAGUGAAAGAUGCAAUUGGCUAUAUUGAAGAAUUGCAAAAGCAAGAUAGGAGAAUUCAAGGAGAGCUAUCAGAGCUUGAAUCUGAAACCUCAAACAAGAAUAGUACCCAUCUUCAACAUGAAACCUUUGAUUUUUCAAAGCCUAAAAGACCAACAACACUUGAUGAGCAGCAGUAUGGAUAUCAUUCUUCCCCUAUUGAUGUUCUUCAGUUGAGGGUAUCUUCAAUGAGAGAUAAGACAGUGGUGGUGAACCUCACUUGCAUCAAAAGAAGAGACACAAUGGUAAAACUUUGUGAUGUUUUUGAAUCUUUGAAUAUCAAAAUAAUUUCUGCAACUAUCUUUGCUUCCUCUGGGACACUUCUCCACACAUCUUUCAUUGAGGCUGAUGAGGAAGAGAGCAAUCUUUUGAAGUUGAGGAUUGAAACUGCUAUAGCUUCUCUAAAUAAUCGAGAUAGCCCUAUGAGUUCUUAG